CUAUCAGGGAGGGUCUCUGGUGCUCUAGACUAGCUACAAAGACACUCAAGRCAAUGUGRAUGUGGAGUGUUCAACUCAAGAUGCCCUGCCUGUCUGUUUCUCUGCAGGAGUUUGGGGUUCCAUACAUGGAGACCAGUGCAAAGUCUGGCCUCAAUGUGGAGUUAGCCUUCACUGCUGUGGCCAAAGAGCUGAAGCACAGGUCUAUGAAGGAGCCCAACGAGCCCAAGUUUAAGCUUCAGGACUACGUCAACAAGGAGAUGAAGAGUGCUGGAAUGUGCAGUUAGAUCACUCUCUGUGUGCGUGCGUGUCGCGUGCUAGCUCGUGUCUUGCUCCACGUCAGAUAUAUUACACUCAUAAAAGAUGAUGUUAUAUGACUACCUGCGGCCUCAGCCUGUGAGAUAGAGAGCCAGUCAUGUGCGAGAUAUACCUAUGUCACUAACCACACAGUUUGCCCUUCCUUUGUCCUCUCUAUGCCCUCUGAAAGAAUCCAUUAUGUCCAUAUCUAAGGUUAUCUGUGAGGCGUCUCUCCUCUCCUCACCUCUCUUCCGUCUCUCCUCUCCUCACCUCUCUCUUUUCCUCUCCUUUCUCUCUUCUCCUCUCCUCCUGUUUUCUGGGACCCACUGCUCCACCUCCUUCUGCAUCUGUGAAUGUACUUCAAUAUCCAGCCAUGACUCUUACCCCAUCAGUGCUGUCUGACACUGUUAACUCUACGACUGUCUGACCCUGUUAACCUAGUCUGACCCUGUUAACCCCAUGACUGUCUGACCCUGUUAACCCAUGACUGUCUGACCCUGUUAACCCCAUGACUGUCUUACCCUGUUAACAGGGUCAGACAGUCAUGUUCAGACAGUCAUGGGUUAAC
Molecule: messenger RNA, 862 nt
Organism: Salvelinus sp. IW2-2015
Lineage: Eukaryota; Metazoa; Chordata; Actinopteri; Salmoniformes; Salmonidae
Source: RefSeq, a predicted model, not a curated record